AUAAAAUUGCUGUCAAUGUCAUAACAAAAAGGUUAUAGUCUAUUAUGACCUCUCCGACCCAUAUAAUCAAAUUGUUUUAAAAAAAUGAUUGGAUAACGCACAUUCAUAAAAAUGUUUUUGAAACCAUGUGGUAUGCACAAUGCUGCAAAGAUCAAUCACUUGAGAUUUAAACACAGUGCCACUUUGGAUAAAUUGAAAGAGAAAAUAGUGAACGGACCUAGCCUGCAGGACUUCAUCUCAAACUCUGAUCCAGUCUUAUCAGAUAGCAACACUUGGGAGGAUUAUGAUGGUAAAUUGAAGAGAGAGAAAGGAGAGAAUGGACGUCUCAGAUUGCCACCCUGGCUAAAGACUUCAAUUCCUACAGGAAGUAAUUUUAGUAAACUCAAGGACGAACUGCGUAAAUUGAAUUUACAUACAGUAUGUGAAGAAGCCAGAUGUCCAAAUAUUGGUGAAUGUUGGGGUGGAGGAGAACAUGGCACAGCUACAGCAACAAUCAUGUUGCUUGGAGAUACAUGCACAAGAGGCUGCAGAUUUUGUUCUGUUAAAACGUCAAGAGCGCCUCCACCACCAGAUCCAAAGGAGCCAAUAAAUACUGCAACUGCUUUAGCCAAUUGGAGAUUGGAUUAUGUUGUAUUAACAUCAGUUGACCGGGAUGAUUUGGAAGAUGGGGGCAGCAGCCAUUUUGCUGAAACUGUUGUAGAAAUUAAGAAACAGAAUCCUAAUAUGAUUGUAGAAUGUCUUGUACCAGAUUUUGCUGGAAAUUUGAAUUGUGUUGAAACAAUUGUUAAAUCUAAUUUGGAUGUGUAUGCUCAUAACAUUGAGACAGUGGAAACAUUAACUCCAUUUGUUAGAGAUAGAAGAGCUAAGUAUAGGCAGUCACUUGCUAUGCUCAAGGGUGCAAAAAGUUUCAAUAGUGAACUAAUUACCAAAUCAUCAAUUAUGUUAGGAUUGGGUGAAACUGAUGCACAAGUUGAACAAACAAUGAAAGAUUUGAGGGAGGCUGGAGUGGAUUGUGUAACUUUAGGUCAAUACAUGCAGCCUACGAAGAGGCAUUUGAAAGUAGUUGAAUAUGUAACACCAGCUAAAUUUAAACAUUGGGAAGAUCUUGGAAUGGAAAUGGGAUUCUUGUAUGUGGCUAGUGGACCGCUUGUUAGAAGUUCCUAUAAAGCAGGUGAAUUUUUCAUUGCCAGUAUUUUGAAGAAUAGAAAAACAAGUGCAGAAAGCAACAGAUGUUAAUUUAUUAUUUUGAAUAAUGUAAAUAAACGAAUUUUCAAACUUUUA
Nicrophorus vespilloides is the source of this 1281-nucleotide messenger RNA. It is a transcript of the gene Las, whose product is annotated as lipoyl synthase, mitochondrial. The coding region runs from base 112 to 1236 and encodes 374 amino acids. NCBI's taxonomy places the organism in Eukaryota, Metazoa, Arthropoda, Insecta, Coleoptera, Silphidae. The transcript has 2 exons. Gene Ontology annotation, molecular function: lipoate synthase activity; 4 iron, 4 sulfur cluster binding. The record is from RefSeq and is a predicted model, not a curated record. Gene Ontology annotation, cellular component: mitochondrion. Gene Ontology annotation, biological process: lipoate biosynthetic process.